UGAAGCUUUCAGGCACUUUAGGUUACCUAGCUCCGGAGUAUCUUUUAGUUGGGAAAUUAACAGAUAAGAGUGAUGUCUAUGCAUUCGGUAUUGUGUUGUUGGAACUAUUAUUGGGAAGAAAGCCUGUAGAAAAACUGGCACCAGCUCAAUACAUAUCUAUCGUCACAUGGGCCAUGCCUAAGCUUAUUGACAGAUCUCAACUCGCAAACAUUGUGGAUCCUGUGAUUAAAAAUACCAUGGAUUUGAAGCAUUUAUAUCAGGUUGCAGCUGUAGCUGUGUUAUGCGUGCAACCAGAACCGAGCUAUCGUCCGUUGAUAAAUGAUGUUCUCCACUCACUUAUUCCUCUUGUUCCUACGGAGCUCGGAGGGACCUUAAGAGUUGGACGAUAUGUAGUCCCUUGACCCAAAAGCCAAAACCUACCUAGUUCAGUCUUGACAUGUCUCAAAAUCGGUAUCAGACUUGGUUUCAGUUUUUUUUUUUCUAGGUAAAAUCAUAGUUCUGCAUC
Molecule: messenger RNA, 505 nt
Organism: Hibiscus syriacus
Lineage: Eukaryota; Viridiplantae; Streptophyta; Magnoliopsida; Malvales; Malvaceae
Product: probable receptor-like protein kinase At1g80640
Exons: 5
Coding region: 174-401 (75 amino acids)
Source: RefSeq, a predicted model, not a curated record